AUGUCUUCCGCACCGCUGAACAUUGAAAACCCCGUCCUUCCAAAGGGCAGCACGAUCGUCGUUUCGGGCGCGAACGGCUUCAUAGCAAGCCACAUCGCCGACCAGCUUCUCGCCCAAGGAUACCUCGUACGUGGCACGGUUCGCAAUCCGUCAAACACGCGUUGGCUGCUCGACUAUUUCGACAAGACUUACGGGAAAGACCGCUUCACCCUCCACGCCGUGCCCGAGGUAACCAAGGAUGGAGUCUUUGACGAGGCUUUGAAGGGCGCCGACGGCGUGAUCCACACAAUAGCGAUAACAAACAUGGACCCGGACCCUGAAAACGUGGUGCCUCCAAACAUCGCGGCAACCCUAUCCAUAGCCCGGAGCGCCGCCUCUUCUCCCUCGAUCAAGCGUUUCGUCUACACUUCUUCCUCGGGCGCUGCCGCGAUGCCGAAGCCCGGCGUGCCGUACGAGGUCAACCCAGACACUUACAACGAGGAGGCAGUCGCCAUCGCCUAUUCCGGAAAAGGCCCCAAGGGCAUGGCGGGAGGCUACAUUGCCUACUCGGCCGCCAAGACCAAGGCCGAGCAAGCGCUGUGGAAGUGGUACUCUGAAGAAAAGCCCGCGUUUGUUUUGAAUUCGGUCGUACCCAACGCCGCCCUCGGUAAAGUGCUCAUUCCAGAACACCAAGGCUUCCCAACAGCUGUCGGAGUGCUCAAGAGCCUCUGGCAAGGCCACCUCUCCCCGGAGUUCGUUGCCAUGUUUCCAGCUCAGUGGUACUGCGACGUAGUCGAUAUCGCCCGCAUCCACAUUGCCGCUCUGCUUUUUCCGGACGUCAAAUCCGAACGUCUCAUCGCUUACGCGGGCCGCUUCAACAUUAAUGAUAUCCUUGCCGUCUUCCGAGAGGCUCAGCCCGGCCGCAACGUCCCUGCUGAUCUGCCUGAUCUUGCCUCCGACAAGGGCAAGAUCGACAAUAGAAGGGCAACCGAGUUGAUGGAGCGCAUGCUCGGAGGGAGGACUUGGACCACCUUGAAAGACUGUAUCACACCGUUGGCCGAGCAGUACGCCUUCGCUGAGGCUGUGCCAGAGAAGUAG
Colletotrichum truncatum is the source of this 1077-nucleotide messenger RNA. Its product is annotated as aldehyde reductase ii. Lineage: Eukaryota; Fungi; Ascomycota; Sordariomycetes; Glomerellales; Glomerellaceae. Gene Ontology annotation, molecular function: oxidoreductase activity, acting on the CH-OH group of donors, NAD or NADP as acceptor. The record is from RefSeq and is a predicted model, not a curated record.